UUGGGGGUGGGGAGUAAGUCUACCUCUGAUCCUGGGGGUCUAAAAAGGUGAGGAAAAGAAAAAUUUCCUGAUUGCAGCAAAUACCCUUCCCUAUGUAACACAGUGCUAAUUGCUGGAAUAUGGGUUGGGGAGGGUAGCAGCUGCACAAGCAAACGCCUGCUUGUCUCUUUUUUUUUUUUUUUUUUUUUUUUGUGUGAUACUACUCACUAGUACUACAGUAAGUGGUGUUUAAGCUACCGUGUGACACAGAAUACGGACCCUGAAGAUAGUGCUACCCUUAACGCCUCUCCAAUCCAAGAGAAGGUGAAAUGCAGACUAAAAAGCAAGGAAGAUGGGCAGUGAUGAAACGAAAUAGAAAUGUGAAUGGAAGCUUUAGGCAUACAGAACCGCGAGUAUCAGAAAUACAUGGACGUCAUCUGACAAGAUCAGCUAAAACAAUAGCCAAAGAAUACAUACCUUCAGAACUACAGAGAUGAGAGUUCCUAAAGUGAAUACUGCAUGAAAAUUAGCUUAAAAGAGAAUCAGAAAUAGUCAAAUUAUCUUAAGUGAAUAGAAAACUGCCUGGUUCAGGUUUAUAUAUUUAGAGAAGCAACAUGCAGGGGCAUCAGAAACAUAGUCAUAGACUUAAUCGUGUGUCUUGUGCUGGAAGCAUCAUGGAUGAAACAGACAGAGAGGUCAGCAGCCUUACUGACCGUGCCUUCAGAAGUCUAUGUAUAGCUGAAGGACCUUAUGAUGAGCCUAAAUCUAUUAUGACCACACCAAGAAAAGCUGCUUUCCAUGUUAGCAAAUCUCAUAAUAGCAAGAACAAAAAGAAAAGUGUAAAUGAAAUGAAUGCUUUAAAGAAGCUCUCACUCCCAAAUGAUGUUGGCAAAGAAGUCACGUUUAUACGCUUGCAGCCUGCCUUACUGAAUACUGUCCAAGAAGAAACAUUUGUAAACAGUGAUAUAGCAACAGCUGAAAAUAAAGCUCUUCCUUCUUUGACACCAAAAAAGAACAAACCUGUUUCAAAAGUGUCCUCUCUGAUAAAAGCGUUCAGUACAAAUGAAGAACUGGGAAGAGAGUCAAAUGUAAGUGCAGAAAAGUUAAAUGAAGAGCAUUCAAAGAAUGACAGGCUACAAAUGGAAAGUUAUGUGAAAAAUGAAGAUGAUGCCAUAGUGUUAAAACUUCAGAAAGAUUUGUUAGAACAGUCCGCUAAAUGUCAAGAAAGCCACAGUCACAGUAAAGAAUCCAAAAAGCUAGGGAAAACCAAUGAAUUAAAUGACUUUAAAGCAAUGGAAAAAGAUUCUAAGUGUGUAGUUGUUUCAGAUCAUGGUCAAAGUGAUAUACCUUCAUUGAAUUCUAAUAAGAAAACCAGCAAGAACAAAAGUGAAAAGUUAAAUAGGGAGAAAAAGCUGCCAUCAAAAAGCAUUUUCCUUCAUAGUGAAAACAGUGCAUUCAAAUCGUGGAAAGGUCACAGAAAUUCGGAAGAGGAGGAGGAGGAGGAAGAAGAAGAAGAAGAAGAAGAUAUUAACAAUUUCUUCAAAAUAACUGACCUUUCUAACUUAUGUGAGAAAGCCCUUGGAAUAGAAAAUGUCCAUAAAGCUGUACAUGAAUCAUUCACUGGAAUAGAAACAUCAAAGAAAACUAAAGAAAAACAGCACUCAUCGAAUGUUCAGCUCAACCUGCCUGUACCCCAGCUAGUGCCCAAAUCUGAGGAAUCCAUGCCACAAAAUAAGUCUGGGUUAGUGGCUGUGUGCCCUCCUUGGAGAAGGUCUAGAAGCACAGUCAAAGGAAGAGUAAAACCUGAGCUGGUAGUCUCAGGUGAGCAAAAUAAAAUGAAAGAAGUUAACAGCCAGCUGCCAAACAAACAGGUAGCAGCAAACCUUGAAGAAAAUGGGCUUUCUAUAAAGACAUUUAAGCAUUCUGAUGGCAAUGGUUUCAAUACAACUAAAAAAGUGUCAAACCUUAAAGAAAAUGCUUGUUUUGCCAAGGAAGUGACCCACAAUGAAGGUUCUACAUUUAUUGCAAAACAGCAAACCACAUCUCAUCUUAAAGAAAACGGUCCAUCAGGUACCUCCAUACCCUGCUCUAGGAGUCCCACAAAUAAUGCAACUAAAUGGCACAGAGGAUCUCAGUAUAAAGAGAAAAAUACCGCACCUCAAGAAGUACCUCGUAGUGGGAGUCCAUCACUUUCUACAGCCAGACAGCUUACAACAGCUCCCCCAAAACCCAUUACAUCAGUUAAACAAACCCCACAGAGCACAAGUCCUUCAUUUGACAUAAUAAAACUUCUGACACCCAUAAUUCCAACAAGGCAAGAGACAGAUUCCAUAGAAAUAGGAUCAGUUGCCAUCAGUCCACCAAUAAUAGAUAAAACAAAUCAGGAUCAUGAUGCAAAAGGAGCUCCUGAGUACAAAUCAAGAGAGAGCUAUAAAUCCAAGGCUCCAAGUCUGCUGUUCAACCUAAAAGAUGUCCGCAAACGUGUAAAGAGCACUUAUAGUCCUUCUUGUGUACCUAAAAUGUCUGAAGAAAAGACCAAGAAUAAAGAAAUUGUGAAACAGGAAAGCAGCCUGAAACAUGUAAAUGCAAUAUAUGAGCCACAAAAACUGCAAGAAAGUAUCAAAGAUUAUUCUGCUAAUAAAGAAGUCGACCAGAUAAUAUCAAAUAAACAAAAUGAACCCCCCAGUUUGCAAACAUCAGAUGUUAAAGCAGUACCUAAUAAAUAUGAUGCUGAUGCAAAUAAAACAGAUAACUAUCUUACCUUAAGUUCACCUCAGACUAUAAAAGAUUCAGGUAGCCUUAAAGAAUCAGAUACAAUAGUUCCUGAAAGUAAUAAACAAGAUGAUUUAAAGGAUAUACAAGUUCCUGAAAAUAAUAGCCAACAGUGUAAUAUAAAAUUAUUUCAUGAAAGUAACAAGCAUCAUGAGAAAGUAAAAGAACAUGAAGGAUAUGUAAUGUCUGACCAGCGGCUUGUAUCAAAAGAAAAAAUGAAAUGCCCCAAUUUAAAUCUGCACAUAAAGGAAGAAGUUGAAGGCAAAGCAGGUACACCCCAUUUUGUCAGGAAACGUUAUGCUGCUUCUCAGUUUUCAGAGCCAGCUCUGCCCACCAGUAAAACUGGUAACGGGCACCAAAUUGUUCCAAGCGGCAGAAAAAGUGCAGCAAGCCCUAUACUGCCAGUAUGGGAAAAAGAAUCAUACCAAAGGCAAAUAUGUUUGAAUCCUAACAAAGUAAACAAAGAUAGCAAAGCAUUUUCUAGACCGUCUUACUUGGCCAUGGAAGGCAUUAAUCAUUCUGAGAAGGAGCGCACAAAGACAAGUGAUAAUAGUGAAGAUAGUGGUGGUAAAUGCAAUAACUUAGGUGUUAAAGACAUUGCAAAUAAGGAAGGGCAUGUGGCAAAGGCAGAACUGCAGUAUUAUGAUUUAAGUAAUGGCAGUAAAAGUGAUAAGACAGGUGAGAAGAUCAUUUCAGAUGUUAAUGGUGAAAGUGAAAGAAUGUUGAAAGAAGGUCUGCGGGACUUAUUGAAACAAAUGGAAAUAAGCAACUUAAUGGAGCCAUUGCUGGAGGAGAACUCGUACAAGUCAGAUGCAUCAACACCAACUACUCCUUCAACCCCUUGCAAACUGACCAUGUUUUCGGUUAAGGACAAUACAUUUAAAUCCCCUCCUUUAAUAAGGACCGUGAAGCUGCCCGUGCUGAAACCAUUUUCUGAAAAUGCUCCAUUGGACAACGCCAAGGAAACAGCAACUCAUGCACAAUUAAAUUCUCAAAAUGAAAUACCAUCUCUGCAUAUUAAAGAGUCACGUCCUACCCUUUUGCCAGAAUUGCAGUUACAGAAGUUACAGAAUUCAUCUACAUCAGAUGACAUGGCUCAUGAAGCUGGUUCUGCAUUCAGUAAAGUAAUUUCCGACAGCAAAGUGGGCAUCACCCCACCAUCCAUAUUGUCAAGGGGUUUGGGGAGUUCAGACUAUUCUGGCAUAAUGCCACAACCUAGCACAUCAAAACAGAUAUCAAACAAUUUAAAGGAUUCAGUUAUAACCAACACAAUAUGUGAUAACAGAGAAAAUACAAAAUCUGUAAGUGAAAGAUGUGAUUCAGGAGUAGCAAGUGGUGGUGGAAUGGAAGAUUUUACAACUCUUAGUAUGUCUGAUGAUAUUUUAAGUCCUAUUAUAACAAGUUCUGUUUCAGAAGGGGCAGUGGGUUCAGCUCUGUUUAGUCCAAUUUCUGACGAUGCAAAACACACCACACAUCAGAGCACAGCGUCAGAAGAUAUGACACACUUUCCAGAAUCAGUUACCUCACAAAGAAACAAAGCAGAUUCUACUUUGGAGGGUAUAGAAGAAAAUCCCGUUUGUGUGACUUCUGUAGAAAUGUCUCAACGGGCAGCAAAUGUUGAUAACUAUAGAUCUGCAAGUCAAAUAUUAAAUGCUGUGCCUUCUUCAGAAAGAACAACAGGCAAACCUCCAUCAGUUCCACCUAAAAGUGAAAAAGCUAUCCGACGUGCAAAGAAAUUAGCUAACAGAAAGAAAAAGACAAAGGUGAUACAAAAUAAGGAGGACAGUGGAGACAUUCAUAGGACAGAAGUUAAUGACAUUUGUAGUGUACCAACAUCACCAAUACCAGAAGAUUCAACUUCUCAGUAUUUACUUUAUCCACAAAGUAAUUCACCAAUUCCUGAUUCUUCUCUUGCUUCCUCACUUCCUAACAUUUUAGCUCUCAGUGGAACACAGUCAGUAAUGCCAGUGUCAUCAUUUCCUGUCACACAGAGGAAACUUCUUCAAGACCCAGAGUCUGGUCAUUAUUUUGUUGUUGAUAUACCCCUUCAAAUGAAAGAAAAGACCUUCUAUGAUCCUGAAACAGGCAAAUAUAUCCAGGUGUCUGUACCAUCGGCAGAGUCAGAUUUAUCACAUGCAUCCUCAUUAGAAGUUUUAAAUACCCCUUAUUUGUUGUAUCCGAGUUUCUUGUCUUUACCAUUAACAACUGUCACAACUUUAAGAUCGCCUUCUCAGCUUUCUGCCCCGGCAGCACUAAUGGGAGAACCCAUGGAACUGGAGAAUCCAUUAGUAUACCUUACUGACCCAACCGAUACUUAUCAGUCAGAAGGUGCAGAGAAUCAGCCAUACAUUGAACCCGUAUACAAUCCUUAUAAGUAUCAUUUUGAUGAACUACAUCAUCCUUCUGAAAAGCAUAUAUCUGAAUGUAAGAAUGCAGACAUAAUUUCAAUGAAUGAAUUGGAAGAUUUUGCUUUUGACGACUUAUAAGUAGAACACUAAAAUAUUAUUUUUCACAGCCACAUGUAUGUUUGAAGAAUGUUAAAACAGUGAUGAGUUUUUAUGCAAUUACUAUACAAAAGCAAUAUAAAGCAAUGAAUGUUCUAUCAAAACCAGCACAUUGCUGUAACAUAGACUUUACUAGACAGUUUUUGCACAUCUAUCACAGAAGGUAUUCUCUCAAAUAAAACUCAAAUAUUUCCAGACUAUAUCGUUUACAGAACAUAUUAUUAUUUUAAUAAUAACUUCAGUGCAAAGCACUGAAGAAGUGAUUGUCCUUGAAGGGCAGUAAAGCCAAGCUUUAAAAUCUUACACAAAUUUGCCGAACCUCCCCGUCACAAACUGUGUAUAGAAUUAAUAUUUUGUCUAGGAGGCCUAAUGCAAGUAAUUAAUCAUUUUUAAUGCUACAUUAGUCAAAGUUCUUUAUAGAUGAUUUAAAUAUUCUGUCUAAAAUUAUUUACCUUAACUGGUAUAGAAUGUUUUGCAGCAUUUUGUGAAACUACAUUUUCAACAUGCUAAUUCAUUAAAAUGUGUUUGUACAAUUGUAUACAGUAACAAUACUAAAAUAUUUUUUUGCUUAGUUUAAUCUAGAUUUUAUAUGGCCAUAUUGAAUAACAUAACUGAUGCAAAUAUUUAGACCUUUAAAAGCACCAUUCCAUAGAUCAAAGUUAAAAAUAAUAAUGAAUAUAUUUGCAGUUGACAGGUUAUGUAUUUGCACACGUGCUUUUAAGAACUUUGGGGGACUGCUGAACUAUGUAUCUGUAGCACUUUCUGAAAGAGUUUUUGAACCACUGUUUUGCAGAGUUCUAAAUGGAUUCUCUUUUUGUGUAUAUAAAUCUGCAUGGAUGCUUGAAUAAUUUCUCAGAAUAUAAUGUUUAUUUUGGAUUUCAAA
Messenger RNA from Protopterus annectens (West African lungfish), 6138 nucleotides. It is a transcript of the gene CCHR14.PART0H10orf71, whose product is annotated as chromosome chr14.part0 C10orf71 homolog. NCBI's taxonomy places the organism in Eukaryota, Metazoa, Chordata, Ceratodontiformes, Protopteridae. The record is from RefSeq and is a predicted model, not a curated record. The coding region runs from base 594 to 5237 and encodes 1547 amino acids. Gene Ontology annotation, cellular component: Z disc. Gene Ontology annotation, biological process: positive regulation of calcineurin-NFAT signaling cascade. The transcript is spliced from 3 exons.